AUGGCAUACCUAGGCGGGGAUUAUGGAGAAGCAAAGACUACGGCUAGCCGAUUAGCGAUGACGGCGAGUUUUGGAGUGGCAUCACCACGGCGUGAGCUUCUAUGCCCAUCAAGGGAGCAGGCCGAGCGCGAUGCGGGAAUCUGGGGAAAAAAGGGCAUGAGGUGUGCAUGCCCUGGGGGCCCAGCUGCAACAGGUUGGAAUGCCCGCGCGCACCGCCACCCAGGCCGUUCUCGAUGCCGAGAUCAGCGCGAGGCCUGCGCGGAGUCCCGAAAUUUCUUCGCCCCGGGACCCUGCCGCCGUGGUGAGAGACGGCACUAA
This is a messenger RNA of Bipolaris zeicola 26-R-13, 318 nucleotides long. RefSeq lists its product as uncharacterized. The record is from RefSeq and is a predicted model, not a curated record. The transcript is spliced from 3 exons. Lineage: Eukaryota; Fungi; Ascomycota; Dothideomycetes; Pleosporales; Pleosporaceae. The coding region runs from base 1 to 318 and encodes 105 amino acids.